UCCACUGGAGUAGGAAAUGGCAACCCCAUUCUAGUAUUCUUGCCUGGAGAAUUUCAUGGACAGAGGAGCCUGGCAGGCUACAUUCUAUAGGGUUGCAAAGAGUCAGACAUGACUGAGCACACACUGCUACCGCCAUGUAGCAUCCAAACACCAACCUUCAAGGUUGUCUUAGCACCAUCGUUGGAAAAUUCUCAUUGUGAGAAGCCAAGGAGGUGGUGGCCAACUUCCUCCAAGGAAGCCAAAGAGGUCAGGUGCGACCUCUCCCUGCACACAGAGGGCAGGCAUGCUACUGGGGCUCGGUCAAAUCAGAAACUAUCUCCUGGGAGUUUGGAUCCUGAACAAGGGAAACAAUACUGUAGAGGCCGUGGCUAGAGGCCUGUACUAUAAAGGUCCACACUAUAGCUCAUUCUACAGCAAGUUCUUUCCUUUUCUUACCUUUUUUUUUUUUUUUUUUUUUUUGCAGUGGUGGGUCUUCAUUGCAUCCUGUUGAUCUUAGUUCCCUGACCAGGGAUUGAACCUGGGCCCCUGCAUUGGGAAUGCAGAGUCUUAGCCACUGGACCACCAGGGAGCCCCUCUAGCUUGUUCUUUCUAACAUUAUUCCAAAGUGUAGCUGUUUUAUCGUUUACUCAGUCCCCUCAGUCUCCUGCUGAAGACCUUUAUUUCCAGAUUUUUUACCAUUAGAAGCUGUCCUGCAGAGAGCAGCUUUAUUUAUUUUAUUUUCUGUGUCCUGGUACUUUUAUUUCUUUACAAUAGGUGUGAGAGAGAGGGAUUUCUGAUUUGAAAAAUAUGUGUAUUUUUUAUUUCAGUAGCUGUUGUCAGAUAGCUUUCCAAAAGAGUCUGUAGCUGUUCAUGUUGCCAGAGCACCGUGUCCUUUUCACCGCAACCCACUAGCAGAAAUCUGCUAAUCGGCUACUGCAGAAGAAGCGCUCCUUUCCUAUCUGAGCUUCGGAAAAGAUUUUGUCUUCCACAAGUCUCCGGUUUUCCCAGAGAACUGAAAAGACCUUUCUCGAACCAGCCACACCAAUUCUGCUGCAGGAAAGUUCCCUUCUCUUUUGCAACUUAACACUGGGAAAAUGACUUUCUCUUUUACCUCUCAAUUUCCUCUAAAUUUUGGCAAGUGAAGAGACAUCUAUCUGGUUAUCCAAUAGGACACAAGGCGGAACCACGCACUCCCCACUGCAAACUUCCAUUCCACGUAGUUGCUUUGUGUAUAACUUAUUUGCUAGGAAGAGCCAAAUUGCAGAGCGGGUUCAUACAGCAGCCACACACAACUCGUGAAAGGACCCGAGAGUUCGGCGCCUCCCUUCUGACGGCGGGGAAUGAAGUCCUGCAAGCCCUGCAACACGGCUGCGGGAGCGCGUGCCGCGCCCCCUUGCGCGGGUGGUGCCGAGUGCGCGGGCACGUGCGCCGUGGCCGGGCGGCUGGAGAGCGCGGCGCGCAGGCGCCUAGCGGCAAACGCGCGCGAGCGCCGCCGCAUGCAGGGGCUCAAUACGGCCUUCGACCGCUUGCGCAGGGUGGUACCCCAGUGGGGCCAGGAUAAAAAGUUGUCCAAGUACGAGACCCUGCAGAUGGCGCUAAGCUACAUCAUGGCUCUGACCCGCAUCCUGGCCGAGGCUGAACGAUUCGGCUCGGAGCGGGACUGGGUCAAUCUCCACUGUGAGCACUUCGGCCGAGACCACUACCUUCCGUUUGCGGGCGCGAAGCUGCCGGCAGAGACCGAGCCCUACGGCCAAAGGCUCUUCGGCUUCCAGCCCGAGCCCUUCCAGAUGGCCAGUUAGGUCGCGCGGCCCUGUCGGAAUGAGACGCCCGAUGAUCCGCGCUGUGGAGCCGUAGCCUUCCCCACUCGGUGGCAUAGGAUGGACACAUUCUUAGAAUAAAAUUAGGAAAUUUCCAGGUUACUUUUAGCAUUUCUAGUCCUAGGGACGCAAUGCUUUUAUUGCUUUACUUUUCCCCUCCUUAUUAUGUUGUAGAUUUCAUUAAUGCAUCUUGGAAUAGUUUUGAUUGAUUCCCCCUUUCUGGGCGACUUUGAGGGAAAACAAUGUAAGAAAAAAUAGAAUUGGGUUAUACUUUAGGUUUAGUCCUCACUUCCUUAACCUUAGUAAGUCUGUCCUGUUAGGAUGAAGUUACAGUAUCUCUUACCUGUGUAUGCUUAAUACAGAGCUGCCUUCCUGUCUUGUAAAUGCGUUUGUGCUUAGUGUACUGUGUGUGCAUGCAUGAAGUAGACUUUCUUUUUUUCUUUGGUAGAAUACAUGGGUGUGAGUGCUCUGUAUUUUUUAAAAUUGUGUAUACAUUAUUGUAAUAUACAUUUUGUAAAAUAGAAUUAAAAACCUGGGUUUGCUUUUCAUGCGAGGUGCCCUGCUAGUUUUCUGAUGGCACUAAAGGCCUGUUUCUUUGGGGGGUGGUGACAUUGAGUGCUUACCUGAGUAAAGAUGUAUUUAAAUCUAAUCCCAGCAAUUGGCAAAGUGCUGUUUUGUAAUCAUCAAAAAAAGACAAGCUGAUGAGCGUGCAAGUAAUUAAUUUGAAAGUUUUCUCCAUUAACUUGGAAAUAUAUUUUUAAUGGUUUUUAAAACGAUUGGAUUAAUUGAAAUAAUAUUCAACUUUUAAACAGCUAGAUACACAGUUCCUUAAUCUUUUAUUUUCCUUAUUAAGCCAGUUGCUAACUACUAAUUCCUUACAAGUACUCAAAUAUAUAUAUUUGCUCAUAUAUGUAUUGAAUAUAUGUAUAUUUGGCUUUUGGAAAUGAUUUGCUUUUAAUCAGUACCAGUUGGGCAAUAAGGGCUUCACUACCACCAAGGCUAAUCAAAAAAGCAAUAAUACAAUACACAUGGUAUUGGUUUGAAUUACUUUUAUAAGUUUGCUUAAGCAUUGGAUGAAUAAGCCAAGCCCUUAAUGUAAUGACUUGGUCAACAGAUCGCAUGUUUUUCGGUGAAUAUCUUGCUAAUAAUUGGAAAAAGCAAGACUCUUAAGCUAUCUGUGCCUUUGGAACUUGUCGCAAGUUAACAAAACAAUGACAUUUCCCAAACCCUUUUUAUAAUAUUAUGGGUUCCAACACCUAAUAUCAGGCAUAGCCACCAUUUGCAAAUUUUCUAGAGUCUUCAUUAAAAUUUUGUUAGUUAUCCCUGA
This is a messenger RNA of Bubalus bubalis (water buffalo), 3123 nucleotides long. RefSeq names its product atonal bHLH transcription factor 7 (gene ATOH7). Gene Ontology annotation, molecular function: protein dimerization activity. NCBI's taxonomy places the organism in Eukaryota, Metazoa, Chordata, Mammalia, Artiodactyla, Bovidae. The record is from RefSeq and is a predicted model, not a curated record. The transcript is spliced from 2 exons. Gene Ontology annotation, biological process: neural retina development; regulation of DNA-templated transcription. Bases 1320 to 1778 code for a protein of 152 amino acids.